Gymnodraco acuticeps is the source of this 2439-nucleotide messenger RNA. RefSeq names its product GRIN2-like protein. Gene Ontology annotation, biological process: neuron projection development. The record is from RefSeq and is a predicted model, not a curated record. Gene Ontology annotation, cellular component: plasma membrane. The coding region runs from base 1394 to 1816 and encodes 140 amino acids. Lineage: Eukaryota; Metazoa; Chordata; Actinopteri; Perciformes; Bathydraconidae. The transcript has 2 exons.
CAUCCAGCCCCCGCCAAGGUGGAGGAGAAUGACGCUGAAUAUCUUCUCUCAUUAUUAUUCCCCCACCCCCUCCAUCCGUCUCCCACCACAGCUGGAUAAGCCAGCCCCUCACAGCUCCUCUCACAGAGCAGGGAUUUGAAGAUUGCAUCCUCACAUUUGUAAUCAGAGGAAGGAACGGAUUAUCUCCAUCUUGUUCUCUGCCGGGGGCUGCUGAGAAAAAGGAGGGAGAGCAGAGAGGAUGACAUGCAGCUCAGUGAAUGGAGUGUAGUCACAGAUAGAGAGGAGGGAGAGGUCACCUGUGGAUGUGAGCAGGGGGAGGAGGACCUGCACCCAUCAGCCGACACACCGAGGAGAGAAGAGCUCAGCAGGGAGGAUCUGUGAAGGUAUUCCAUGGCAGAAACCGGGGGUCCUGUGUCAGAGCUGAAGCCUGGAGGGGUGGCCGUCGCCCUCUCUGGUCAGCCCCUCUGUGACCCCUCCAGGACCUGGGCACAGCCGGCAGAAGCCUGCAGACCGGCGGCAGGAACAGCCUGCCCCCCCCCACAGGUGCUCCAUCAGGAACAUUCUGGAAGUGACGGCUUCAGUCUGAGGGUGGGGGGACAGGAAAAAAGCCAAUGUGAACACUUUGUGCCCUAUAAGGCUCCAAGCCCCCCCCAUAGUCUGGCAGAGAAACACACCCCCCAACAUUCAGACAAGGCCGUGGUGACUGCAGCAAUGCCCCCCCCUCAGGCUGGAGGGACGGUGCAGGGCAUAGAGCCCCCCUUCCUCCCUGUACACAGGAGCCAUCCAGACACUACGUACAGACCUGUAGCCCCCCUGCCUCCUCUCACAGAUACUUGUGGACUCUCUCACCAUGGGGGGGGGAGGAGUCAGGCCAGCCCCCCCAUGUUGGCUUGCAAGCAGCCCAUGCAGCUGCAGCAGUGCAGCAUCAUCACCACCACCUGCCGGGGGGGCAGCAGUGGAGACACACUACCUCACAGCAGGUGUGUCUGUGUCUCCGCCCCCCAGGCCACAGCCAGGAUGGUGGGUGUUGAAGAAAAACUCCCCCCUAAAUGUGAGCAGCCUCUGUGCUGCGGCUCCUACCAUGUGACCUUUGAGGACACGUUUGCAGCGUACUGCCACCCCCAGCCCCUCCCCGCACACCCCCAGCUGCUGCACCGUAUGGCAGGCGGAGAGCCACACUGUGACAUCCAGCGGGCAGGCCCCCCCCCCCUCAGUGACCAACCACCUCACCCUUCCCCGCCUCGUGUCCUCCGUCAGUGAGACAGGUCUGGACAGCAAACACCUGCACCGCUGCAGCCUGGGCCUCUCCUACAGCCGGCUGCCUGCACCCCCAGCUCCAAGGCACUUUGGUGGAGAGGAAUGCUGCAGCCAUGUCAGAACCACAACCCGGGACAUGGGGACCAUCACGACCCACAGACAGCUGAGGGAUGUGGGGGUGCAGACGGCGCCGACUGCGACCCCUCAUGUCUUCCCAGAGAUUUGUCUGGCGGAGGAGAGCAGGACACAGACUAACACUGACAGUGAUGGAGGCAGGAAGGGGGGCGGUGCUGCCAAGUCCCCGGUGAAGGAGGUAAAGUGGGAUGCUGAAGGGAUGACCUGGGAGGUGUAUGGGGCCUCAGUGGACCCAGAGGAGCUGGGCCUGGCCAUCCAGAAGCACCUGGAGCUGCAGAUCAAGGAGACAGCCAGCCACGCAGCCAAGCUGAGCCGCCAAAACACCAGCACCUCCCAGCAGGAGGGGGGGGGCUGUCAGAGGAAGAGGAGCAGGACAAUGGGCUCCAUCCGGGCCCCAGCCUGCUGCACCACAGCUGUGGACUAACCGGAGGAGGGGGGGAGACUAUUGUUGAACUAACAGCAGCUUUAUAUUUAAUUUGUUCUAUGUAUACAAUGUCAACUAUUGGAAUCAGGACUCGUGCAGCUGUGCAGUGUCAGUGAGUGCGUCUUCAACUAAACCUAAAGGACACGCACACACCUGAGCUGUGUGAGGCAGCAGUCCUGCAAUAAAUAUAUUUGCAACUCACAACGGAUGUGUAGAGGGUGUGUCACCCUGACCCUCCCCCUCUGAGACUGAAGCCUUCUCUUGAUGUGGAGCUGGGGGGGGGGGUGUUUAGAACAUGAGUGUACAUGACAGCAGAAGAGCAGGCCCUCAGUGAUUCAGUAUCACACUGCAGACAGUGUGACACGUUGUGUUGGUGCCUCCUUCUUGGUUUUCAGCUAAAAAAGACUGUAACAACAUUACACUAUAUCAAUAUCUGUAGAAUGUCAACAGAUUGAUUUCACACUCAUGACGUUAUAAUAAAUGAAACCCUCUUUUAUUGAUGGUUGUGAUUGUGAUUCCACUCUGGUUGAAACCUCCAUCAUGGAAACUCGGUAAUAAAAGAUGUGUAGAUCCCACUUUGUGUUGAUUUUUGUUUGUGUGUUUAAUAAAUGACUUUAACUUAU